This is a messenger RNA of Oryzias melastigma (Indian medaka), 2345 nucleotides long. It is a transcript of the gene gmfb, whose product is annotated as glia maturation factor, beta. Gene Ontology annotation, molecular function: Arp2/3 complex binding; actin binding. Gene Ontology annotation, cellular component: actin cortical patch. The record is from RefSeq and is a predicted model, not a curated record. Gene Ontology annotation, biological process: actin filament debranching; negative regulation of Arp2/3 complex-mediated actin nucleation. The transcript is spliced from 7 exons. Lineage: Eukaryota; Metazoa; Chordata; Actinopteri; Beloniformes; Adrianichthyidae. The coding region runs from base 143 to 571 and encodes 142 amino acids.
UUGUAACUCGGCAUGAGUUGAGUGAGAAGAGGCGGGGAGGAGGGGCGUCUGUCUGGGAUUGGUCCGCGCCGUCAGUCAGCCUCCCUGCCGUUCACAGCCGCAGCUGCAGCUUCCCGGGAUUUCUUUGUUAAACCCCGUGACGAUGAGUGAGUCUCUGGUGGUUUGUGACGUGGAUGAGGAUCUGGUGAAGAAGCUGCGGCAGUUCCGGUUCCGGAAGGAGACCAACAACGCGGCCAUCGUCAUGAAGAUCGAUAAGGACCGGCAGCUGGUCAUUCUGGACGAGGAACACGAGGACAUUUCUCCAGACGACCUGAAGGACGAACUUCCUGAGCGACAGCCCAGGUUCAUCGUCUACAGCUACAAGUACCAGCACGACGACGGCCGGGUGUCGUACCCGCUCUGCUUCAUCUUCUCCAGCCCCGUGGGCUGCAGACCCGAGCAGCAGAUGAUGUACGCCGGCAGCAAGAACAAGCUGGUGCAGACGGUGGAGCUCACCAAGGUGUUUGAGAUCAGGAACACGGAGGACCUGACGGAGGAGUGGCUCCGGGAGAAACUGGGCUUCUUCCGCUGAGCCGGCGGCGUCCGGCGGCGGUCUGGGGUGUGAGGAGGCUCCAGACCAGCUCCGCUCAUCUUCAUCGUCUUCUUCCUCUCCUCCUAACCUGUGGAAGCACCUGUCCGGAGCGGUCGGCGGCCCGGUUCGGGUUCUGCCGACGCGGUUCCGAUACAGCCGUGUUUUCGUCCCAUGUGCCAGUCAAGUGUCCGUUCCGAUGAGCGCUCCUGAUCCCGACGUCAGUCCGUCUAGAUCCUCACCUGGGAGAGUUCCAAAGCUUAGUAACCUGUUCAGAUGUCCUGGUUCUGCUGUGUGGAGGGGGUUCUGCCUUCCGCUGUUCGUCUAGAUCUUGUGUCGGUUUCGUUUUCAGUACAUUUCUCUACGUUUGCUUCCCGCCGGGACUCUUCCUGGAACCUUAACAUUCCAGUCAUGAAGUUUUCCGCUGGAGUCGGCGGCGGUGAGCGUCUUCCUGUCGCUCUCCUUUCUGCUGUAAUGAAUGUCGUGCUGCGUCUGCAUGCUCAGCCCCUCGGCUGCUUAAGAAUGUGACUGUCGGGUUGUCUGUACAGAACAGGGUUCAACCACUGGAGGUUCCCCCGUCCGGCUGAUCCAGCACCUCGUGCCAAUUCUCCAAGUCUUCACCCUCAGCCGUGCUGAGUCAGCACUUUGACGGGAAGUACACAUUAGAAAAACACAACACAGAACGUACAAAUUCACACAAAUCUCUUUUUUUAAGACUUUCACUCCAGAAACAGCCCACAUCAUGAUCCUUCCACCGCUUUUGAUCCAUUUUCUUCACUCUUUGGAAAAACCACGAAGGCCUCUUUCUUUAUCUGUCUGAGGCCUUUAGAGCAGUGGUAGGGAACUCUGGUCCUCGAGAGUCACCUUCCUGCAUGUUUUCCAAUAUACCCUGUUCUGGCAUGUUCUUAUUGGCUGGACACACCUGAACCAGGUAAUCAGACAUGAGUAGGGGCUCAAAGAAUUACCUGGUUCAGGUGUGUCCACGCAAUAAGAACAUGCCAGAACAGGGUAUAUUGGAAAACAUGCAGGAAGGUGACUCUCGAGGACCAGGGUUCCCUACCCCUGCUGUAGAGUCUCAGAUUCAGGAAGUGUUCUGUUCCACUCAGACUUUCAAAAUAAAAGUUUUUUUUUGUUUCAGUUUGAAACAACAAUUUAAAUAAACAUUUUAAAAAUUAUUUUAAGGUUUUAAAGCCACAUUUCAUCUGAAUUAAAUAAACCCUUUUAAAUAAAACACAUCUUUGAAUGAACCUUCACGUAACCAUCUGCUGAAACAGAAACGUCCAGGUUUGCUCCGUCACUCUGAUGCUUCACAGGUUGUUUUUGUCACAGUUUACACCUCAAUUUCACUAACAUUCAGGUUUUUACACAAAGAACAAAAUCCUUCUUAACUUUAGCUGCUGUAAAAACAGAAUUCUGAUAAACUAAUGUAAGUAAAACACUACAUUCUGACGUUUCACCUGUUACUGGUUUAUUUGAAUCAAAACUGUUUUCUAUUUUAGGUGGAAUGAGCUGUUGUGGUUUGUCUCUUCAGUGCUGUUUCUGCUCAGCCUUUAACCGUUGACUCUGAGAAAAUGUCUGUUUGAUCUGGAUAAGUGUUCUCUUUGGUCCAAUGCCGGUUCUGGUUCCUUUUAUUCAAACUAAAAAAACCCACAGCUGAUGACUGUCAUAACCAGCUGUCUGAUGGCAUCAAUGAAACUUGAGAUGUUUGUAUUUUUCCAUACUUUAUAAAAGUGCUUAUUGUCCUGUUGUCCAAAUAAAGACUGUGAUGUCGACCGUC